UGGCCAAUCGCGGAGUAGAAGGUGGGGUUUGUCGUAAAAGCUGGUUCAGUGUUUUCGGGUAUUGGUGUAUUACGUCAAGUCCAUGUGGUUUCUGACAACCGUUUAUACUACACUAUUUCGUUUUUAAAGUUUAGUACAUUACUGACACACAGUCGGAAAUGAGUUCUCAGAGAGGCACCGGGUCUCGAAAUCGAGGCCAAAAAUAUCAAAACACGACUGCUUUUAAAAAUGAUAAACAUGGCGCGAGUCCUCAAGUGAAGAAAGCCAACGCGAAAGUGCACGAUGGUGUGUGUCAGCGCUGUAAAGACGUCCUGGAGUGGAAGGUUAAAUACAAUAAGUACAAGUCUUUAACACAACCUCGCAAAUGUGUUAAAUGCCUGCAGAAGUCAGUGAAGGAUGCGUAUUACAUCAUGUGCAGGCCGUGUGCACUCCAGCUGCAGCUGUGUGCUAAAUGUGGGAAGAGCGAAGAGGUGGUCAUUCCGCUGGACAAAAAGGAAGACGAGGAAGUGGAGGAAGUAGAACCAAAAAUAAACAGGAGAAAAAAUCGAGAAGCACAUCUCACAGAUGAGGAGGAUGAACUGGAUGAUUUGGAUGACUUUGGUGACAUGGACAACGAUUGUGAUUCUGAGGAGACUGAAAAAUAAGGAGACGUCUUGUCUGUUAGCAGUGAACCUUAUCAUUGCUAACAUGGCGAAUCAUGAACUCUGAACAUACAGCAGAGUGAACGAGUUUUAACUGCUUGAGAAAACAUUGCUAAGUUAACGCAAAGGGCCAAGCAGUUCAGAGUUAAAGGAUUUUACUUGGAGAUACAUCAGUGACUGAACGGCACUCUGGGAUUUGAACUCACAACCUUCCUGUGGCAUCAGUAGUGAAGAGCAACAUCUGGAUAAAACCAUAUUUUAUGCGUUACUACUUUUUUUUUUUUUUUUUACUAAUUUUCAACUCUGCAUUGAAUGUCA
This is a messenger RNA of Tachysurus vachellii, 959 nucleotides long. RefSeq names its product chromosome 12 C9orf85 homolog (gene c12h9orf85). The record is from RefSeq and is a predicted model, not a curated record. NCBI's taxonomy places the organism in Eukaryota, Metazoa, Chordata, Actinopteri, Siluriformes, Bagridae. The coding region runs from base 159 to 644 and encodes 161 amino acids. The transcript is spliced from 4 exons.